Poecile atricapillus (Black-capped chickadee) is the source of this 566-nucleotide messenger RNA. Its product is annotated as histone H2B 5. The record is from RefSeq and is a predicted model, not a curated record. The coding region runs from base 54 to 434 and encodes 126 amino acids. Gene Ontology annotation, molecular function: structural constituent of chromatin; protein heterodimerization activity; DNA binding. NCBI's taxonomy places the organism in Eukaryota, Metazoa, Chordata, Aves, Passeriformes, Paridae. Gene Ontology annotation, cellular component: nucleosome. The transcript has a single exon.
AGUUCUCUGUCCGAGAAGUCGUUGUUGCAGUUGCUUUGAGAGCGUUCGCUGCCAUGCCUGAGCCGGCCAAGUCCGCCCCCGCGCCCAAGAAGGGCUCCAAGAAGGCGGUGACCAAGACGCAGAAGAAAGGCGACAAGAAACGACGUAAGAGCCGCAAGGAGAGCUACUCCAUCUACGUGUACAAGGUGCUGAAGCAGGUGCACCCCGACACGGGCAUCUCGUCCAAGGCCAUGGGCAUCAUGAACUCCUUCGUCAACGACAUCUUCGAGCGCAUCGCCGGCGAGGCGUCGCGCCUGGCGCACUACAACAAGCGCUCCACCAUCACGUCGCGGGAGAUCCAGACGGCCGUGCGGCUGCUGCUGCCCGGCGAGCUGGCCAAGCACGCCGUGUCCGAGGGCACCAAGGCUGUCACCAAGUACACCAGCUCCAAGUAGGCGCUUGCUGCGUCCUUCACCUGAUAUUUACAACCCAAAGGCUCUUUUAAGAGCCACCCACCUUUUCAGCAAAAGAGCUGAUGCUGAUGCGAGUGUUUACCUGUCCCGUUUGUUUUCGGAAGGGGGCUUGGG